AUGAAUAAUAUAAAACAUAUUGAGAAACUAAGUCGUGAUGAGCUGAAUGCAGGAGUAUUAAAUUAUCAAGCAUCCUGGCAUUGGGACUAUCAUCAUACUGCUUUUGUGUACUUUGGUGGACUUUCUUUGAGUUUAACAGAGGGUGAUAUAUUGACAAUAUUUUCUCAGUAUGGAAGCCCCGUUUAUGUAAAAUUAGUGCGAGAUAAGGAUACUGGUAAAUCUAAAGGAUUUGGAUUUCUUAAAUAUGCGGAUCAGCGGUCAACGGUUCUAGCUGUGGACAAUCUUAACGGGACAGAGAUCUUGGGUCGUCGUCUUCGCGUUGACCAUUCUGAAUUUGAUUUAAAAAACGAUGAAGAACAAGAAUUUGAUAGUGUGUGUCGGACUGUAUUAGAGGUUACCAAUAGUUACGAUGGUGAAGAAGUGGACAUUAAGGGGGUGCUAGGAGAAGGGAUUAGGAGGUCAGACAAAACCCCCAAGUCUAUUUUAUCAGAUUGCAAACAAGACAAACGUGAAAAAGAAGAGUUGGACCCUAUGGCUUCAUACUUGAGCUCAAAGUCUCGAUAG
Magnusiomyces paraingens is the source of this 564-nucleotide messenger RNA. RefSeq lists its product as uncharacterized. NCBI's taxonomy places the organism in Eukaryota, Fungi, Ascomycota, Dipodascomycetes, Dipodascales, Dipodascaceae. Bases 1 to 564 code for a protein of 187 amino acids. Gene Ontology annotation, molecular function: RNA binding. The transcript is spliced from 3 exons. Gene Ontology annotation, biological process: mRNA splicing, via spliceosome. Gene Ontology annotation, cellular component: U2 snRNP; catalytic step 2 spliceosome; precatalytic spliceosome. The record is from RefSeq and is a predicted model, not a curated record.